ACAACACUCAUCGCUGAUUUUCUUUUCUAGCCGCCAUUCAAAAGAGUGUGUGUUAAGAGCAUUUUGACAAAAGUUUAUGGGAAAGUGAUCCAAAAGUUAGCAGCAUAUAUAACACAUCACUAUUAGACGCAAGCAGACGGCAACAAUGCCCGAGACAGAGACGAGAAGCACCGGUCAGCGGGGGAGGCCCAGAAAGACAGCCGCUGCUGUGCGAAAAAUCGCACGGCCGUCCCAUGAAGAGGAUGAUCGGAUAGAGACGAGUAGUAAGACGCACGGGAAGUCGCUUAAGGCGAGCGAAGGUGGCCGGGAGCAAAAGCAACAGGAACAGGAGUCGGCGGAUGACGGCGACACGGUCGACGAGGCGGCCGAUCUGGCGAAUGACGAGGACGACGUGGCGGAGGAGGACGAUGCGCCCGAGGACAGCAAUGAGGCGAGCGACGCCGAAGAACAAGUGGAGACGCCGGCGUUUAGCCUGGCCACGCUUGGACUGCAGCGCGUGGGCACUGUGCAGCCGCCGAAGCCGAAGACGCAAAAGCCGCCCAUACUUCCGCUGAAUGCACGUGGCAUGCCCGCCCGGAUACGAAAGCGCAAUCGGCUCUUCUACGACGAGAACAUCAUCAACGAUGACAAACCGUUGCGCGUCAGUUUAGCGCCCAAAAAGAUGUCCACCCGCGGCUCCGGAGACAGUCCCAGCAAACUGCUGACGACUCCCUCGAAAGUGCUCAAGAAGCGAAAGGGCGUCGUCUCCCGUUACAUGCGCUCCAAUGACAGUGCCUCCACCUCAAACUCCAACUCGGGUGCGGAGGCGACGGAAAAGCAGAAGAAGUCCACGCCGGGCAAGCAGCCACUGAGGGCGACGUCCCCAACAGCCGGUGGCAAGGGGCAGCAGCAGCAGCAGCAGCAGAUGCCACAGAUGGCCGGGCACCUGCGACCGGGCCGAGGCGCCACAAGCGGGACAAAGGGCGCUGCGGCGGCGGCAGCUGCGGCUGCGGCUGAGGAUGCAGCGCGAAAGGCCGAGGCGCAGGUGGUGGCCAACAAGCGAUUGGGUCAAAGCAUUGGGCUCCGGUUGCGCAACCUCCUGAAGCUGCCCAAGGCCCACAAAUGGGCGAUUGCCGAGUGGUUCUAUUCGUACAUCGACAAGCCGCUCUUCGACUGCAAGUACGAUUUUAUGAACAAUGUCAACGAGCUGGCUCCACGGCUUGGCACGCGCAAGCUGAAUCGCCACGAAUGGGUCAACAUCAGGAGGCGCAUGGGCCGACCCAGACGCUGCUCGUCGGCGUUCUUCAGCGAGGAGCGGCGGGAGCUGGAGCGCAAGCGUCAGCUGAUGCGCACGCUGCAAUCGUGCAAGUCCGGCGACCUGAAGGACACCGUGCUGAUAGCGGAUAUGCCAGAGAAGAUCCCAAUGCCGUUGCCAUUGGGCACCAAGGUGACGGCCCGAUUGCGGACGCCACAGGACGGCAUCUUUGCCGGCACGGUGGCUGCCUACGAUUCGCUGAAUGCCAUGUACCGGGUGACGUUCGAGCGGCCUGGAUUGGGCACGCAGUCGAUACCGGACUAUGAGAUUGUGUCGGAGAACUUUCACGAGAUGCUGCCGUUGCACAGCUUCACCAAAGACUUCCGGCCCAACUUGAUGAGUAUCUACCAGACCAACAACAUGGGCUACACCACCGACCUGGGCUUCACCACCAACUUGGCCAGCAGUAAACGUCUCCCGCUGGUCGCUUCGGCCGGCAAUGUCAGCAGCAGCAGCAACAACUCCUCGACUCCCCAAAAGAAUCUGGUCAACAACAAUGCGGCGGCACGAAAUGCUCUCAGCAUGAAGCUAAACAAGAGUGAUCCGCUCUUGGGGCAGGACGCGAUUGGGGAAAGUCCAAUUAGGAUGCAGCUGGUGCGACAUGGCUAUCCGCCCAAGCUGCUCGAGCAUCUGGUUCUGCUCCAGAACUUUAUUGCCCUGAAGGAGUCCAAAAUUCAGCGGCUGGCUGAGAUGAAUGCCACCGCAGAGCUUGCCAUGGGUGAACUGAUGGGCCAGGACGAGGCCAUCGCCGACCAUAGUCGCCGUCAGCUGCGCGAUGACUUUCAGCGUCGAUAUGCCUCGAAUAUCAUAGCGAUCGAGCGCAUCAACGGGGAUCUCAUGUACGAGCUGACCAGGGUGCAGGAGCUGUCGAACAGCCUCACACGGGAUCCAAAUGUCCAGGCCAUGAUAUCGCCGACGCUGCUGCGCGAGGAAUGCCGGGCCAAGGCCAGCCAGACGGUCGACGAGUUGAACAAGGGCGUGGUGAAGAGCGAGCGGAUGAUCGCUCUGCUCAAGAAUCUGACCACAUUGCUGAUUGUCAUACAGAACUUGGACAGCGACUGCGAUGCGGCCGAGGUGCACAAGGUGCUCGAGGGGUGCAUCGAGGAGGUGCGCAGCAAUCUCAUCUGCAGUGCCAACAGCGAGGUGUUCCAGAAGAACGUGCAGCUGCGACUCGAAUUUAUUGCCCAGGACAUCAAUCGCAAUAUUGAGGAGCGCAGCUUUAGCCAAGGAUCCGUCAAGUCACCAAAGUCCGAGUUGGGUAAGAUGGGCAGCAGCUCCAAGCGAACAGCCGGGGACAAGGACCGCAAGGAGAAGAAAUCGACAAAAGAAGCCAAGGAGAAAGAUAGCAAAUCCAUGCUGCUGGAGGAGUCGGACGUGGAACCCAUGGAUGUUGACAGUGAAUCCGAUGACGAUGACGAGCCCAAUGACGAUCGGGCGGAGCAAAAAAAGGGCAAUAACCGUGAUGUGGAUGGUGCGAAUGCUGAUGCGAAUGCUAGCGUCAAAGUGAAUGCAAAUAUGAAAGUGAAUGUGAAUGCUAACGAGGAUGCGAAUGGGGAUUCGCAUACGGAUGCCGAGGCAGAUGCAGAAGGAGACGCUUCGGAUGCGGUGGACAAGAUCGAUGACGAUGAUGCUUCUGGGACGGAAGAUGCCGAAAAUACCGACGACGGUGCCGAUGAUUCGCAAAUAACGAUCGAGUCGGCGAAGGAGUCAGAAGAUGAGACUCAAUCGAAUGACGACAAGGAUGAGAAAGAUGACGAUAAGUUGGAUGAAGAUAUCAUUCAGGAAGUGGGCACUGGCUGCGAGGAAUCCGAGGAUGAGUUCCAAUUCGAGAAGUAACGAGAAGCAUCCGGGAGCGA
Molecule: messenger RNA, 3150 nt
Organism: Drosophila navojoa
Lineage: Eukaryota; Metazoa; Arthropoda; Insecta; Diptera; Drosophilidae
Gene: mip130
Product: Myb-interacting protein 130
Biological process (GO): regulation of transcription by RNA polymerase II; reproductive process; regulation of cell cycle
Cellular component (GO): transcription repressor complex; nucleoplasm
Molecular function (GO): DNA binding
Source: RefSeq, a predicted model, not a curated record